AUGUUUUCAUUGACAAGGGGGGAAGUUCCCGGUUUCCUCCAUGCCUGUCGUAAAGCAUUCAGCUUGCAGCAGAAUUUCAGCUUAGUGAACGUCAAAUUGAAAUGGGUUAAAGAUAGUGUUCUGGACAGGGUCGUUUCUGGCCACGGAGAUCUGAAAGCUGUCUGCUUUCUCGUUUCCAUAAUCUCGUCUGCUCCCAACCAUUCCCUCCCGGUCUACUCCCUCAUCAAGCAUCGCGGCCAAUUAGGAUUCCCUCUCGAUCUCAAGCUCUCAACUUUCCUUAGGAGAUACCCAACAAUAUUCCAUGAACACCAUAUUCUCGACAGUGGUGGAACACGGGUACCUUCCUUCCAAUUGACUCCUGAGGCAUUGGAUCUCCACCAGGAGGAGCUGAAUGCAAUGGAUCAAAAUAGAAACGAUCUCAUAGAGAGGCUUUGCAGGCUUCUCAUGCUCACCAAGGACAGGUCUCUACCUUUCCAGACCAUUGACCAGCUGAAAUGGGACUUGGGAUUGCCUUACCAUUACCAUGAUUCCUUAGCAUUGCACCAUCCCGAUAAGUUCUGUUUGAUUCGCUUCCCUGAUGAUCGUCUAGGGUUGAAGCUCCGAAUAUGGGAUGAUCAACUCGCUGUUUCGCAGUUGCAGAGGAAGGCUCCCCAAAAAGAGCUAGAACAUGGUUGCUUAAAGUUUCCAGUUGGGUUCACCAGAGGAUUCGGGUUAAAAAGAAAGAGCAUGGUUUGGUUAGAAGAGUGGCAGAAGCUUCCUUAUACUUCGCCUUAUGUUGAUCCAUCGUGUUUGGAUGUGAGGACAGAUGUGUCGGAGAAGAGGAUUGUGGGAGUGUUUCAUGAGCUGCUUCAUCUGACAUUGGAGAAGAUGACCGAGAGGAAGAAUGUCAGCAAUCUAAGGACAUCAUUGCGUUUGCCUCAGAAGUUUACCAAGGUGUUCGAGCGCCAUCCUGGCGUGUUUUACAUAUCGAAGAAGUGCGAUACUCAGACUGUUGUUCUCAGAGAAGGAUAUGAUCGUGGAGAGCUCCAGGAGAAGCAUCCUCUUGUUUAUGUCAGGGUGAAGUACGCAAGGUUGAUGAAGAGAGGAUUUCUGGAGAGAAGUAUGGGGUUGCAUAAGAAAAGUGAAGAGACUGUAGAGGAAGAAGGGAUUAUCAAUAAUCAUCAGAGAUUAUAUGGGUGA
Molecule: messenger RNA, 1179 nt
Organism: Linum tenue
Lineage: Eukaryota; Viridiplantae; Streptophyta; Magnoliopsida; Malpighiales; Linaceae
Source: the annotation of a GenBank genome assembly